AUGCGAGUAUACAAGGAAGAGGAAGUGCAUGUGAGAACACAUGAGCCUAUUGAGAGCUUGGUGGUAACCAAAUUGAAGGGACGCAUGACAGCAGUUGUAAUGCUGGCCAGAAAGGGCAUCACACCAGCAAAGGUACAAACCUUCCAGAGAGGCAACAUGGAAAAGAGAAAACCUACUGAAUAUGGUCAUAGAAGUGAGGACGAGGCUACAAACACAAAGGUUAAAGAGUUGCUAAAAUAUAAAGUAGGGUGA
Molecule: messenger RNA, 252 nt
Organism: Sphenostylis stenocarpa
Lineage: Eukaryota; Viridiplantae; Streptophyta; Magnoliopsida; Fabales; Fabaceae
Source: the annotation of a GenBank genome assembly